AUGGGAUUAAUAUACCUUGUGUACAUGUCUCGAUAUGCUAUUGUUAAAUAUGAUGGGUGCACUUCUGUUCAUGACUCUGACUGGCUUAACUAUUUUUUGAUGUCUUUCUUCUCAUUAGGGUGGUCAUUAGCAACCGUUGUUGUCUCCAUAUUGACCUUGUACGAGUAUUAUAAAAGAAGAUUUGACGCCAAUGAUCUUGUUCGAUCUUCCAAUUCUGGUACAUCGAUGAGCAGAAUCUGGAGAACUUUGGCACUCUGUUUGAUUUGUUGUAUCGCACAAAUUCCAAUGACUGUUGUUUACAUUAUUACCAAUAAUUAUGAAGCCUCGCCUGAUUAUGACUUCAGGGAAAUUCACUCAUCUCGUUGGUGGGAUACUAUUAUAUAUUAUAAUCACUCGCAACCAUACUAUACCAGAUGGAUCUAUGUUGCUGCAAGCUUCUUAGCUAGUAUCCUUCUUGGUGUUGGUGAAAAUAUCAAGCUAUUUUAUAUUAGCAUUCUUAGAAGGCUCGGUUUUGAUGGGGUUAUCAAUAUAUAUACUCAGCACCAGGAAAAAAAGGUUAUUAGGAGCUUGGAAGCUGAUGACAAUGAAGUAUUUUGCAAUUCCAAUGGAGCUCAGAAUCCAAAUGAGCUCAUUUUUACAAGGGGAAAUUUGUUUGAUUAUGACGAAGAGAAAAAUAUUUGUGAAUCUUUCGAUGAAAAUCUUGGCAGAAGUUCAGCAAGUGGUAUUGAAACGGGUAAAAACAUUAGAAAAAAUAGCAUCUCCACUGAUGUUUCUGAAUUUUCCUCAAUAAGUUCAAUUUCUGAUAAAGCCCAAGCGAAACGCAGUGAGCAUGCAGGUCUUUGA
Molecule: messenger RNA, 843 nt
Organism: Saccharomycopsis crataegensis
Lineage: Eukaryota; Fungi; Ascomycota; Saccharomycetes; Ascoideales; Saccharomycopsidaceae
Gene: STE3
Product: Ste3p
Exons: 1
Coding region: 1-843 (280 amino acids)
Biological process (GO): G protein-coupled receptor signaling pathway
Cellular component (GO): plasma membrane
Molecular function (GO): mating-type factor pheromone receptor activity
Source: RefSeq, a predicted model, not a curated record